Arachis ipaensis is the source of this 1044-nucleotide messenger RNA. The record is from RefSeq and is a predicted model, not a curated record. Lineage: Eukaryota; Viridiplantae; Streptophyta; Magnoliopsida; Fabales; Fabaceae.
AUGUUAGAAAUCUUCUAUAAUGACCUCUCUGAGAUGUCCAAGAUGUCAUUAGACCACUCUGAUGGUGGCUCCCUUCACAUGAAGAAGAUGCAUGAAGAGGCACAAGAGUUUAUUGACAUAGUUGCUAACAACCAGUAUAUGUACACUUCUAAGAGGAGCCAUGUGAACAAUGGAGCAGCUCAAAAGAGAGGAGUGAUGGAGGGAUGGAGGAACCACGCUAACUUUGGCUGGAGAGAUCAGCAGAGGCCUCAACAAGGCUUCAGCAACAACCAGAGUGGAACAAACCAGAACAUGUUCCAUAAUAGACCAUUUGAACCCUCUCAGCAGCAGAAGGAGAUACCCAAGCAGAGCCUCUCUGACUUGGCUACUAUAGUCUCUAAUUUCUCCAAGACCACGCCCAGUUUCAUGACAGAAAUCAGGUCCUCCAAUAGGAAUCUGGAGAUACAGGUUGGUCAGUUGAGCAAGAAGAUCCCAGAGAUCCCUUCCAACACUCUUCCAAGCAACACAAAAGUAAAUCCAAAGGAAGAGUGCAAGGCCCUCACUAUGGAGAGAGAGGAGCCUGAAGAAUAUCCAUCUUUAGAUGAGCAAGAGGAGACUAAGGAGGAGAAAAUUGCUCGGUUUCUGGCAAUCCUUAAGAAGUUGAAAGCCGAUUCCUCCUAUGCAGAGGCGUUGGAGAAAGAACCCCCUUCCAUGGCGUGUUUGAAAGCCUCAAGGGAAAAUGAGAUUGUGGUGCUGACCAAGGAGCGCAGUGCCUUAGACCAAAAGAAGCUCCCUCAAAAGCUACCUAAUCCCGGAAGCUUCCUGAUUCCCUAUACUAUAGGGACCAUCACUUUUGAGAAGCCUACCAAGAUCUCAUUGGAGAUGGAAGACAAGUCCCUAAAAAGGGCAUAUGGCAUGGCGGAAGAUGUCCUUGUAAAGGUUGAAGACCUUUACAUCCCUGCGAAUUUUGUGAUCCUAGACACUGGAGAGGACAAAGAUGACUCCAUCAUCCUGAGAAGGCCUUUCCUAGCCACUGCUAAGGCCUUAAUUGAUGUGAAAAAAUGA